CUCGCACUUACAUUGGAACCGUCGGUGGGGACGGUCGCACUGCUUCAUCAGUCAGUCCGAAAGAGACACCGCGAUAGUGUGCAAGUGAAAAGGCGCUUGUGUUAUUGUUAUUGUUUUCAUUACAAGGCGCGCAACCGAGUGCGAAAUGCUAGUGUUGUCGUUGCCCCGCUGAAUGGCGCAACGGAAUGAAAAAAGUGAUAAAACCAGAAAACAAAUCGAGUCAACAAAAGCGGAGUACAGUGCAAGAAACAGAAAUUGAUAAGCAUAAAAUUAAUGAACCCUCGUAAACGCCACCGUUGCACUUUCGGAAGCGGUAUUAAAUGGACAGGUGGGCAAUUGUGCAUCAAAUUGUUGCACUUGGAGAGAUCGGAUGUACGUGUGUACAUACAUAGCUGCUAUAAUCUCAAUUGCACUUGGAGCCAACGGUCGGCGAGCAAUGUUAGGCUAGGAGCCGGAGACCACAGCCACCAGAAUGUCCAGCUAGCAGAACCAGGAUCCCCGUCUUGAUCUCAGCCAGGUGCCGCAGUCAGAACACAACGCCCAGAAAAGUGAAGAACUCGUAUUCGGAGCACAAUUCUGGUUACCAUAGAUGGCUCACUUCAGUGGUCAUCGCCAGCCGGCGACGGUGCCGUCCCAUUUCAAGGAUCUCUUCACCAAUGGCCAGUUGGGUGCGGCGGAGGAGAGCAACAAUAAUGACCAGAACGAGCAGGAGAAUCGUCCCAGUAACAAUAACAAUGCUGGACCUUCGGAUCCCGCCUGCUGGGUCUUCGGUUACGGAUCCUUGUGCUGGCAUCCUGGCUUUAAUUACACCAAGUGCAUUACGGGAUAUAUUCGAGGAUAUGUUCGCCGCUUCUGGCAGGGCAACGUCACACAUCGCGGCUGUGAAGAGAAGCCUGGACGUGUUGCAACGCUCGUUGAGGACAAAGAGGGAAUCACUUGGGGCUGCGCCUACAGAAUAACAGGCAGCACGGCACUGGAUUAUCUCAAGCAGCGGGAGUGCACACUGGGUGGCUAUGCAACAAUCGAUACCAAGUUCUUCCCGCGCGUCGCCUCGCAGGACACGCCCUUCAGCGGCGAGGCGGUCGAGGUACUGGUCUAUGUGGCGACGCCAGAGAAUAUCUAUUGGUUGGGCGAUGACCCGGUCGAGGAGAUUGCCCAGCAGAUCGUAUCCUGCCGCGGUCCCAGCGGACACAAUGCCGAGUACCUGUUGCGCCUGGCCCUGUUCAUGCACGAGGAGAUUCCCGGCGUGAGGGACGAUCAUCUGUUCGAGCUGGAGCAAUUGGUUUUAGAGGAACUGUACCGCCGCCAAAUACCUCUGUCAUCUGUGAUGGGCCGCAAUCCAGAUAGGAUACGCCGCGACUCGCACGAGGACAUCCGCCGCCCGCCAUCCUUCGAGUUCACCUCCCGUGUGCCCGACACCAAGCUGCGUUGCCUGAACAUUUGAUUUCUGGUGUGCUGGCGGCCAAGUGCUAUGCAGGUCGCGUUUUUUGCUACAGCAAAUUCCAAAUUAUUGAUCGACAUUUUAGCUUGUUAGGUAACCAGAGUCUAUUGCCAAAUUUGACGUAUUUCUUUAAAUUGUAAAUAAUCCUAGGCCUAAUCAUAAGCAGCAACUCCUCCAUAAGUGAUCUGAUUUAGCCAAUAAGCUAGGAUUAAGCACAAAAAAACUUUUUACACGCAACUGUCAGGGAGUUAAAUUACAUAUGAAAAGAAAUG
Molecule: messenger RNA, 1713 nt
Organism: Drosophila melanogaster (fruit fly)
Lineage: Eukaryota; Metazoa; Arthropoda; Insecta; Diptera; Drosophilidae
Exons: 5
Coding region: 590-1444 (284 amino acids)
Biological process (GO): glutathione catabolic process; glutathione metabolic process
Molecular function (GO): glutathione specific gamma-glutamylcyclotransferase activity
Source: RefSeq, marked reviewed